CUGCUCACAUGCACGCACACCCCCACACUGUUAUUAUUGUUUGCUCUUGUCAUUACUCUUUGGAGAUCCGAGUCGCGCGGAAAAUGUUUGCUUACAACUAGUCCUGAGUCGAAACUAUUAAAAUUAGCCAUCUCAUCCGUUCGGUGAAUGCGAAGCAAGUGUACAGUCGGUGCGGGAAUGAGCUAGACACCCGUUGGUUCUGAUAGUUUUGUUAUUGUUGCAGGAGAGGCGGCCAAAAAAAAUCUGUGCUAACAAAAACAAAGGUUCGUAGGACGAGUCUGCCAUGAGCCGUCUCCUCGAGAAGCCCAACAUCGCCAUGUCCAUCAAGUCAACGGGUAGUCAGCUGUCGAGCUCUGUUUCAGCGACGGCAGCGACGACGUCCUCGGACCUGGAUGAUGCCGACGGAGAGAGCACGUCCCGCAUAACUCCGCACUCCUCCACCGCACCAGAACUAACCUCUCCACCCGCCAGUUCAGCCACAACCAGAGCCUCAUCCACACCUAUGCGCCAGAAAAUCGACCAGGUGGUGAUAAGCCUGGUGUCCGGGGCGGCGGCAGGAGCUUUGGCCAAAACAGUAAUCGCGCCGCUGGACCGGACAAAGAUCAACUUCCAGAUCCGCAACGAUGUCCCCUUCUCGUUCCGAGCCUCGAUGGUCUAUCUGCAGAACACAUACACCAAGGAGGGGGUCCUGGCACUGUGGAGGGGGAAUUCAGCCACCAUGGCGAGGAUUAUACCCUACGCGGCCAUACAGUUUACGGCGCACGAGCAGUGGCGCCGCAUCCUGCAAGUGGACAAGGAUGGCUCAAACACGAAGGGUCGGCGCUUUUUGGCGGGCUCCCUGGCGGGUAUCACCUCGCAGUCGCUUACGUAUCCUUUGGAUCUGGCUAGAGCACGCAUGGCCGUCACGGACCGGUACACAGGCUAUCGAACGCUGCGGCAGGUCUUUGUCAAGAUCUGGGUAGAAGAGGGGCCAUCGACGCUAUUUCGGGGCUACUGGGCAACUGUGCUUGGUGUAAUUCCGUACGCCGGCACCUCCUUCUUCACCUACGAGACACUGAAACGUGAAUAUCAAGAAAUGGUUGGAAGCAACAAACCCAAUACUCUGGUCUCGCUAGCUUUUGGGGCUGCGGCAGGUGCUGCCGGUCAGACGGCCAGCUAUCCAUUGGACAUUGUGCGAAGAAGGAUGCAGACGAUGCGGGUAAACACAGUUCAGGGCGACCGCUAUCCCACCAUUCUGGAGACGCUAGGGAAGAUCUACCGCGAGGAGGGCAUCAAAAACGGCUUCUACAAGGGACUUAGUAUGAAUUGGAUUAAGGGCCCCAUUGCAGUGGGUAUUAGUUUCUCCACUUACGAUAUGAUUAAAGCCUGGCUCAUAGAGCUGUCACAUAUGAGGGAGAACAGACACAAGGACUAGCAUGGGUUGUCACGAACUGCGUCCAUUUCCCCUGAAAAACACACCAAAAACGCACUGCUUUGUCCUCAAGUCCCAUGAGAUGGAUGGAAUUCUUAGAGCCGAAGUGCAGCACCGACAUGCUCUAAUUGUUAGAUAUUUUUAGUUGUUAGAUGUGAGAGGGAAGUGAUAGAGGACGUCCCAGCAAGCGCUUACCUUUGUUAUUAACCAAACUUGAUUUAUUAUUGCUUUAAGCCUAAAGUAUGUCAGCCAAUAAACUGUCUGUAUAUCGACUCGCCGGAUCCUACUACUCCUAUGGCUCGAGAGCGAACUCGGGGCUAGUUGGCAAUCAAUGGUGUUACUUGGACAAUAACUCCUUCGUACACGUACACGUUCACUAAUGGAUUGUAUUUUAUAUUGUGAUUAUGCUCUUUCGGUGUCAAUCAGCUUGACUGUAAAAAUUGCCAUUUAUACGAGUGUUCACCAGCGAAAUCAUCUUAUGCACAUACGAUAAAAAUUGUACUCUAGUGUGUUUUUAUAACUAAAAUAAAUUUGAAAAAUUGUUAAA
Molecule: messenger RNA, 1958 nt
Organism: Drosophila bipectinata
Lineage: Eukaryota; Metazoa; Arthropoda; Insecta; Diptera; Drosophilidae
Gene: DPCoAC
Product: dephosphocoenzyme A carrier
Biological process (GO): transmembrane transport
Source: RefSeq, a predicted model, not a curated record